GUCAGCCAGUAAGUAGAGGAAGGAGGGGGGAGGUGGUUCAGGCCAUACUAGGGUCACAGGCGUAGCAGGAAGCUGAGGGCCUGGCUGCCUUACAGAGGGUGUGCAGUUGCUGUUUGGGCCUGAGCUGCAAAUCUAGAGGAAGAGCAAUAACAUUGCUGUCCCCCUAUGCGAUGUAACCCACGCAGGGACAGAGAGAGACUACAGUGCAGGAAGGUUACUCCGCUGCAGGAGGAAACGUUCAAUCUCCUGUCAUGGAAAUGUCAUCCAUUCUAGGUACAGAGUAUUGGGGGAGAAAAACGACUGGAGACGUUCUUUACGAGGCUCUGGAAAAGCUGACCGAACAUGAAUUAAAACAGUUUAAGGACGUGUUGGCUUGUCUGCCCACCCGAGUCCCCAUCCAGCCUGAGCGGCUGCAGAAAGCGGAUUUUCUCGGCACAAAAUACAUUCUGCUUGAUGUAUUUGGAGAGGAAGCGGCGCUGGAUGUUCUCAUACGGGUCUUCAGGCUGAUCGGUCUUACAGAACGCGCAGAAGAUUACCAGCAUGAAGCGAUCAGUAUCGUGAAAACCCAGAAGUUGUAUUUAAGCAAAGCACUCGAAGGCUGCAGAGAAAAAUACAUGGAAGAAAUGAGACAGUCGUACUAUGCUAUUAAACAUCACGAUAAAAGGAUAGGGGAAGAUUUCAAUCUGAAGAGAAAAUACACCAGUAUUGUACUAGAGAAGAAGCUGCAUAAAAUUACAGCCGCAGGCCAGAGGCAUCGACGAACUAUGGCAAAAGGAUCUUCGGAUGAGUAUUCCCCCACCACCAUUCAAGACCUCUUCAGUCCGGAUGAUGUUGGGAUUAUUCACAACACUGUGGUGUUACAGGGAACUGCGGGGAUGGGAAAAACGAUGGCAUGCCAAAGGCUCAUGCUGGACUGGGCCUCCGGAGAUCUAUAUAAAGACCAGUUUAAUUUUGUGUUCUUCAUAAGCUGUGAAGAAAUCAACACCUUCAAGUCUGAGAUAAGCCUUUCAAAAUAUUUAUCCAGAUGUUGUUGGCUCUCUGGUCCAUACUGUUUGCUGCGCUCAAUCUUCAUGAAUUCUGAAGGAAUCCUGGUUAUUCUUGAUGGUUUCGAUGAGGUGAAUCUGUCAUCCAUGAAGAACACAGAGGUUUGCGAAGACCCUUUUCAGGAGGUGUCCAAAGAUAUCCUCCUGAACAGUUUGUUUAGGAGAACGUUACUUAGGGACUGCUGCCAAAUCAUCACCACGAGGCCAUUCUCAUCGAUGAAGCUGACUGACUUAGUUUACUCUCCUCAGUAUGUGGAAAUUCGGGGGUUUACAAAGAAUCAGCGAGAAGAAUAUGUCUACAAAUUCUUUAAUGCCAGAGACCAGGCGGACCUGGUUUUUAAUAUGAUUAAGGACAACGACACUCUGUUUGAUAUGUGUUAUCUCCCUUUAAGUGCCUGGAUUCUAUGUACGGUAAUGAAACAGUUUCUAAAACUUAGAUUACGUCUGCUAGAUUCCAUGCCUUUCACCUCCAUUUACCUUUGGUAUCUAAAGGCAUUAAUAAAGUACCACGGAAGGACCUAUGACCAGCCUUUAGAGAUCUGUCUAAAGAAGCUGUGUAGUUUGGCCAUUGAAGGAGUUUGGAAUGGCAGAAAUGUGUUUGAAGAAUCAGAUCUUGCAAGGCAUGGGGUUACCAUCUCAGUAUUUGAGUCUGUAAUUCUGAAGGACACAAUCUCUCAAAGGGGCACAGAGCCCAGCAUCUGUUACAGUUUCAUCCCUUUUGGUAUACAGGAGGUAUUUGCCGCUCUGUACUAUGUCCUGGAUGAGAAACAGAUCAAGUUCGGAAACUGGAAAAUGAAAGAUCUCUUGGAGGCGUCAGAAGACCGGCCACAUCUAAAAUCAACUGUACGGCAUUUAUUUGGUGUUUCAAGUGAAAAACAAAUUCAGGAGGCUGAGAGAACUGUUGGAUAUCCCGUUGCCUUCCGAGAAGAACCUGAGUUGGAGCAAUGGGUGAUGAGACACCCAUCAGACUACCACAAUGAAGUAUUAUGCUGCCUGUACGAGGCAAAGGCUAAGGACUGUGUGCAGAGAAUAAUGUCACACUCUCAAAACUUGAAACUUGAAGGUUUCCAUGGCAAAAAUAAGGACCAGGCAACCAUCACUUGCCGAGCUUUGGCCUACUGCUUGGAGAACAGUUCAGUGAGGCAUACUGUUUUUUUUAAGGAUUACAUUUUAGGACCAAUUUAUCGGAAUGUUCUAUCAAAAGCACUCUCUAGAUGUUCAGAACUUCGCUUUGAGGGAUGCAAAUUUCCCAAAAAAGAAAAAGCCCCAUAUUGGGAAGAGUACAGUGUACCGGAGUUCUUUAAGGAAGAUCAGAUGAGGAAACUAACGUUACAGAGAUGUGGUCUGACUUCCUCCAGCUGUGACGAUCUCCGCUCUGUGCUGAUUACAUGUCCCUACCUGAUGACACUGGACCUGUCGGAGAAUAACCUGGGGGACAUUGGAAUAAAGCUUCUGUGUGAGGGACUGAGACAUCGAGACUGUUAUCUACGGGUACUUCGGUUACAGGCCUGUGGUCUCACCUCCUCCUGCUGUGACUAUCUCCGCUCUAUUAUUACUACACACCGUUUUCUGAUCACACUGGACCUGUCAAGGAAUAAUUUGCGGGACUCAGGAGUAAAAGUGCUUUGUGGACUAGGAUGUCAGCCUUCUACCCUACAGGAACUCAUGUUACAGGACUGUAAUCUGACCUCAUCUUGCUGUGACGAUCUCUGCUCUGUACUUACUACAAACCGCUCUCUGAUGACGCUGGACUUGUCUGAUAAUCAUCUGCAGGACGCUGGAGUAAAACUUCUGUGUGAUGGACUGAGACACCCAGCCUGUACCCUGCAGGAACUUCGGUUACAGAUGUGUGGUCUGACCUCCUCCUGCUGUGAGGAUCUCCACUCUGUUAUUAGUAAACACCAAUCGCUGACCACCCUGGACCUGACCAGAAAUAACCUGCAGGACCGUGGAGUAAAACUUCUCUGUGAGGGACUCGGACAUCCAGACUGUACCCUGAAGGAGCUGUGGUUAUGGAGAUGUCAGCUGACCUCUUCCUGCUAUGACGAUCUCCACUCUGUUCUUACCACAAACCGCUCUCUCAUCAUCCUGGACCUGAGGGGGAAUAAUCUGCAGCACUGUGGAGAGAGACUUCGUCAGGUUGCGAAGCAGCCUCUGCAGCUUCUGGUAUCCACCUGCGCUUUUCGGAAAUGGCGUCUGGAUAAAAUUGCAGAACAGCCCAUAUGACUCAGAGAUUGAUUGGCAGCGUACGCCCUAUAUAACAUAUGGAGGGCGAUACAACCGGCAGAGAGGACUACACGCUUCUCUCUUCGCACCUCCACACUAAGCCACGUGUUAAUCGAAUCGCUACGGCAGUUUAUCGAUUUACCUUCCAAGCUAGUCCAGCUUGUGCUGAUAUUCAUGUUCCAUACCAGCUCUCCUGAUACCCUUAACCACUUGCCUGGCAUGGUGGCAUCAGAUGCAACCACAGUAGGCUGUGCUUUCCCUGAUAUGGUCGCAUCUGAUGCAACCUGUCAGGAAGCCCACUGUAUGGCUGCAAGAAGAGAAUCUUCCUGCAGUUGCCGGGUCCCUCUGCUACCUAAUUCCCCCCUCCCCCUCUCCUAGUGCCUUGUGUUCUGCUGAUCACUCAUCAGUCAGCCCAGCAUCACCCUCACCACCACCACCACCCCCACCCAGCGACUGCAGACGUUAGCAGCCACUGUGGAAAUGUGAAAAAGCAGCCCCUUACCUUUCCUCCGAGAGAAGCAGGGGCCAAAAAAGUGGAGUUGCGAUGGUCACAAUAUUCCGGCUGUGGAUGGUUCCAAUAUUUCUGCAAUGGAUGAUGUUACAGAUGUUCUAAUUUUUUUUUUAGCAAAAUGUUUUUAAUUUUUAUAUAAAAUUAUAUUGGAUAUAUUUUAAAUAAGUGUUCUUAACCUGAUUUCAAUCAUAAAAACAACAAUUUUUGAAACUUUUUGGGAAAAAAAUAUUAGCCAGUUCAGUGGUUAAUUCUGUGGUAGGAGGAGCUGCCCUUCAGGCAUCAAACAAGCAAGUAUGGAGACACCAGAGGACAAGAUUGCAACUUUGGAAGUGCAGAAUAAGUCUCAAUAAAAGACCAGGGUCUCUCACUCUCCCUAGGGCAAUGGGAGACUAUAUUUAUCAAUCCCCCAAGUGUCUUAAUCAUAUAGAAUUUACAUACAAAUUAAUUUCUUGUUUCUUCUUCACAAUGAUAAAACUUUAUAAUAUGUCCCCAAUGUAUCCAGGCAUAGGCCAGUGAUGAAAAUAUUUUUCAUAUUGGUGCUGCCAAGUUUGAAGAUCAUUUUUGAAAAUGGGUUACCAUUAACUGAGCGGCUAUGAAUCUGGGAACCCCCCAUCCCCCAAGUUAUUUAUUACAAUUAAAUCUAAGAUCCAAAUGAUCCAUAAGGUGGAGUCCAUUGGUAUGAAGUACACAGCAAGCUCCUGUAAUCCCUUGGUCACAAAGAUGGAAUGGAAGAGGGACAUUUCCUAUCAGAUGUUGCACAAGGUUGUGUCUUCUGUAUAAACUUGCACAAAUUGUUCUACCUUUUUGCACUUUUUUAGAAUUAAACCCUUUGGCUGGUGUGUGGCUUUGAUUUCCUA
Molecule: messenger RNA, 4637 nt
Organism: Pseudophryne corroboree (corroboree frog)
Lineage: Eukaryota; Metazoa; Chordata; Amphibia; Anura; Myobatrachidae
Product: NACHT, LRR and PYD domains-containing protein 3-like
Exons: 12
Coding region: 252-3269 (1005 amino acids)
Cellular component (GO): cytoplasm
Molecular function (GO): protein binding
Source: RefSeq, a predicted model, not a curated record